CGGCUACUCCCUUUACUCGUCCUCAUGUAUCUAACGAACUUCCUGGAUCGUUCUGCGCUCGCACGCAAACUUGGCACGCUCGAGAAAGACCUUAACAUGGUCGGGACAGACUUCAACACCGCAACCAGCAUUCUGUUCGUUGGCUAUCUAUUGAUGCAGUUACCCUCCAACCUCCUUCUUACUCGAGUACGACCUUCAGUCUACCUUAGCCUGGCCAUGGCUCUCUGGGGCAUCAUCUCAGCCUCGCAAGCAGCGGCGCACUCCUUCGCAGGGCUCGUGGUAGCCAGGUUCUUCCUGGGCUUCUCGGAGGCGCCUUUCUUCCCCGGGGCCGUCUUCCUCAUGUCGUCAUGGUAUAAGCGAAGCGAGCUGGUGCAACGCAUGGCAUGGUUCUAUGCGGGAUCAUCUCUCGCGAACGCUUUUGGUGGCUUGAUUGGCGCUGGUGUACUGGGCAAUCUCGAAGGGGCGCAUGGGAUAGCAGGCUGGCGAUGGCUGUUCAUUAUCGAGGGCGUCAUCACCGUCGGCCUCGCCCUGGUCGCGGUCCUGGUGCUGCCAGACUAUCCUUCUACCACGCGCUGGCUAUCCACCGACGAGCAGGCCUACGCACAGUGGCGCCUACGCGAGGACACAGGCGAGGAGGACACCGCGGACGCCAUCUCGAUCAAGGAAGGCGUGCUGCUCGCCCUGCGCGACCCGCGGCUGUACCUGUUCACUCUGCUCCAGCACACGUCACUGCUGAGCCAGAGCUUCCAGUACUUCUUCCCAACCAUCGUGAAGACGCUCAACUACGGCAACGUGCAGACCCUGCUGCUCACCGUGCCCGUCUGGAUGGGCACUUUCUUCGUGUCGCUCGCCGUCACGUACACGUCGAGCCGCACCGGCGACCGCAGCUACCACAUCACGGCGCUCAUGCUGGUGAGCGUCGUGGGCAACAUUAUUGUCGUUUCCACGCUCAACACGGGCGCGCGCUUCUUUGCAAUGUUCCUCAUGCCCAUGGGCGCCGUUGCGGCAUACCAGAUCAUCUUGAGCUGGGUGGCCAACAGCUUUCCCCGACCCCUGGUGAAGCGCAGCGCGUGCAUCAGCAUUGCCAACAUGAUUGGUAACUGUGCCAACAUCUAUGGUCCGUACAUGUACCCUGCAAGCAAUGGGCCGCGGUACCUCCCAGGUGGCAUUAGCACGGCGGCGGUUGCGCUACUGGUUGCGGUGCUAGCGCUCGCGUUGAGGGAGAUUCUCAGGAGGCAAAAUAAGAAGCUUGAGGCUGCGGAGAGUGUUGAGGAUGGAGGACGCAUCGGGUUCCGGUAUAUUCUCUAAGUUUCUUCUGGGCAGGGGGCACAAUGACAGUCACAGCUUUGAAACGAACGAAGAGAGCGGCUGGCUUCAUAGUAGAAGUAUUUCCAAAUAUCCCAUUGUCUACAUCGGGGCUAUAUUCCCAACAUGCGUGCCCAUCUCUGUUUCCUCCUGGUUCAUGAAGCUCUGUAUCUCCGGUAUUGUCUUAUGUAUGUGUCCGGCAACGCAGGCAGGGGAU
Microdochium trichocladiopsis is the source of this 1522-nucleotide messenger RNA. RefSeq names its product putative MFS transporter. Bases 25 to 1308 code for a protein of 427 amino acids. Gene Ontology annotation, cellular component: membrane. Gene Ontology annotation, biological process: transmembrane transport. NCBI's taxonomy places the organism in Eukaryota, Fungi, Ascomycota, Sordariomycetes, Xylariales, Microdochiaceae. The transcript is spliced from 2 exons. The record is from RefSeq and is a predicted model, not a curated record. Gene Ontology annotation, molecular function: transmembrane transporter activity.